Salvelinus sp. IW2-2015 is the source of this 2593-nucleotide messenger RNA. RefSeq lists its product as uncharacterized. Gene Ontology annotation, cellular component: nucleus. Gene Ontology annotation, molecular function: RNA polymerase II transcription regulatory region sequence-specific DNA binding; DNA-binding transcription factor activity, RNA polymerase II-specific. Gene Ontology annotation, biological process: embryo development; regulation of transcription by RNA polymerase II; urogenital system development. The record is from RefSeq and is a predicted model, not a curated record. The transcript is spliced from 4 exons. The coding region runs from base 185 to 1630 and encodes 481 amino acids. NCBI's taxonomy places the organism in Eukaryota, Metazoa, Chordata, Actinopteri, Salmoniformes, Salmonidae.
ACCACAGAAGAAGAAAAAAAAACGGAACAUCUAUUUUAUUUGUUGCGGUUCAGGAGGACAACUUGUUAGAUAGCUAGCUCAAUUAUCUGCGACGAGCACUUGUUAAAUUCACAGAUAACCUAAUCUGCGUUUUUGAUUUAUCUCGAAGAGGCUGUUUACACCAUAUUUCCACGGGAGAACACCUAUGGUCUCUGGAGAAGUCGCAUGGUUGCUGGAGAAGAUGCUAGCUAUGCGCCAAUUUCUACCUAACACAAUGACCAACUACAGAGCUUUUCAUACACAACUGUCGUCCAUCAUGGAUGCGUUGACCAAAGCAGCGGUGGCAGAUAUCUGCGAGCUCGUAGAUGACAGUUAUGCUGUUUUACAAUUGGAAAUCUCUCGAAGCCACAAAGAGAAUGAGGCAUUGAAAAGGAAACUCGAGUUGAUCGAGACCAUCAUCGCGCGUGGGCAGAGAGGGAAUAUGGCUGAAACAAACCACCAAGCUAACAUUGAUUCCCUCAAUGCCGAACAUUCUUCAUCUGGAAGGGCUGCCUGUACCAAGCAGUCACAUGAAAAUCUAAGAAGAGCUGGAAAGAUCACAACUGUUCGGGAAGCCACAGAACAGUCUGAAAAUAAAGAGGUGGUUUUGCAGGUACCUGAGGAGGAGAAGAUCGGGCCUGACAUAGUCUUAAUCAAGGAGGAGAAGCUGGGCGGGGACUUGGAUAGUAGUAAUGACACACAGGAUGUUCUGCUAUUCAGUGAGAAGGGUACUGAAGCGUCGUAUGGUGAAGUGGAUGACAGUGAAGAAGGGCCAUCCAGAAUAACCUCCACCAUGACUACGAGGGAGUGGGACAGAAGUGGAGAGGAUAGUUGUAACCGAUCCGAGCAGGGGAACGAGAGUUCUCAGAGGACUCCCCAGUUUUUGCGUUCUAAGUUCACGGCCGGAAGAUGGAACCCCCUGAGCCUUGACUACACGCUGCAUGAGACACCCAGUGAGUCUGGGUCCAGUCCACCGGGGGGGAAUGAUGAAAUGGAGACAGUGGAACCCGUUUAUGAUUUCCCUUCAGAAACCGACACCGUCCCCUCUACUCACCCGACAGGGAAACGGUUUCCCUUUGAACCAGACAGUAGUCCAAAUUCUCUUGCUGGGAAUUUCGAAAUGAAAAGAGAAGUUUCCAUGGUCAGCUCUCUACCCUACGACGUGGAAAUGGAUAUGUGUUCUUCAUGGAGCAACCAGGAUAUGCUGGGAAUGGUUUCCAUGCAGGACGGGAAAUACCUGAAACCGGACCGCAGGGAAUUGCUGCUUGACAAGGUUGCAGACUUGACCUCUGCCCAUUAUCAAAUGACUGCCGCCGGACUUCACGCUGUGGCCAAGUAUGACAGCAGAGACAGCAAGCGUUUUAUUUGCACUUUCUGCAGCAAGUGUUUUACAUCGUGGCGAAAUCUGGAGACACACCUGCGGGUUCACACAGGAGAGAGACCAUACAGCUGCACCCAGUGCGGGAAGAGGUUCACCCAGUCUGGCCAUUUGAAAACGCAUCAGAGCGUACACACCGGAGAGCGGCCAUUUGCCUGCGAGCAGUGUGGUAAAAGGUUUGCAGGGAAACAAAAUUUGAGGUUACACCAACAGAAAAACCACCCUAAUCUGUGAGGUGUAAGGCUAGUUGAGAGCUCCACGAACACAGUUAUGCCUAACAUUUUUAGAAGCAUUAGACCAGAACCUUGACACUGUUUGACGUCUAAGUUUGAAUAUUAGUCAUGAAGAAUAGGCUAUUUUGUAUUUUCACACUGAUGAUAUGUUUUGAUGGAUGAACUCCGCAAGAAUGGUGGAGGUGAAAAACAUGGUCUAACAUUGCGAUGCUCUAAUUUCAAUUUUUGUUCCAUUUAAUUGCCUUUGAAAAGAUACAGUUGAUAAUAUUUAACCCAAUGAAAUAAAGCUAUUUGAUGAGACGUUAUUACCACUGGAAUGUAUUUUGAAAAUGGAACAGUCCUUCCAUAUAAGUUGUUACGAUAAUGGUCACACUUUAAAUUUACCACAAUUCAUAAAGGCUUGAUAAGAACUAUAGAGUGCAUUGCCUAAUGCAUCAUAUCCUACUAUGGAAAUUCUCAAAAAAGCUGUGCUUUACAAAGGGUUGUAACUAUAUGUAACAAUAUAACAUUAUUAGUGUGCUUUCAAGAAGAUAACUCAUGUCAGGCCAGAACUGUAAGAGAAAAUGUGUUCUCCCAGUAAACUUACCUUUUUAUAAUACAGACAGUAGGAACGUUUAUUUAAAGGAUGAGUAAGUUCAGAAGCUAGCAGAGUCAUUCAUUCAACAGCUGCAAAUCCCAGUUAAACGACAUCAAAUUUUGAAGUUCACUUUCAUCGUUUUGUCUAAUAACACUAUCAUGAAUCUAUAAAGACGUUUUGUGGGUCAGUAGCUAGGUUUCCAUCCAAUUGGCGAUUUUCAUGCCAAAAUUAUAAAAUCUGCAUGAAGAAAAUGUGCGUUUUCCAACCAGUGGUCUGUUUUCACCAAACUGACUUGUUGGGUAUACAAAUCAGUGCCAGAUGAUGUAGUGCACACAAUUUACCUUUCCGUUUAAGUUUUCAGGUACCGAAUAAAAUGUGUUCAAUGUG